AUCAAAAGAUAGCAUUAUUAAUUGAUUUAUAUCGUUUACACGCGAUACGCUCUAAUGGUUUUUUGACUGACAACAUACAAACACAUCAUAUCUACACAAACAUGCUGGCAAGUAGGUUUGUACUAAAAUGAAUUUGUAGCGACAACGUCUUAUUUCUAUCGACAGUGUAUUUGUUGUUUUAAUUCACCAGCACUCAUCUCACGCAGCCUAUUGAUUGAUAGGCCUACCCUACAACCUCUCCUGCCAUUCGAUGUGAAUUUUUUUAUUUGACCGAGCGAGCUGUUCCCCGUGUUCCGACAUCGUCAGAUACCUGUACUUAGCUAGCUAUAUUGUACUGUACUGUAGUGUUUAAGCGCACUGAUUCAACUGUAUUGAGUCAAAGUGAUCUGCAUAUUAGUAAAGUUUGGUGAACAUCACAAUGACUAGUAGUAUGAGAUUACGAGCCAUCAUAUUCUGCAUCAUUGUUUACAUUUGUUUCUCCUCAACUGCAAGAGGACAAACAGAAGAGAAAGUUGUACUGAAUAUCGGCGGCAUAUUCCCAAUGACAGGUGAUAAUUGGAAUGGAGGAGAAGGAUGUCUUCCAGCUGCUACAAUGGCACUAGAUGAUGUAAAUAACAGAACUGAUAUUCUACCAGAAUAUGAACUGAAGAUGUUCUGGAAUGACAGUGAGUGUUGUGUUGUGCAUUGCAGUACUGAUGUUUAUAUGAGAUGUUUGUAGACGCUUGAAGAUCCCUAGUGAUUU
Molecule: messenger RNA, 742 nt
Organism: Anneissia japonica
Lineage: Eukaryota; Metazoa; Echinodermata; Crinoidea; Comatulida; Comatulidae
Product: gamma-aminobutyric acid type B receptor subunit 1-like
Exons: 3
Coding region: 419-718 (99 amino acids)
Biological process (GO): gamma-aminobutyric acid signaling pathway; G protein-coupled receptor signaling pathway
Cellular component (GO): G protein-coupled receptor heterodimeric complex; membrane
Molecular function (GO): G protein-coupled GABA receptor activity
Source: RefSeq, a predicted model, not a curated record